AUGGUCAUUCGCAUGUUAGAUUAUUCCAAUAGUCAGAUGGUCAGAUAUGAAUUUUUAAGUCUCAUUAAAGUAUCUGAUGCAAGUGCACUUGGAAUACACAAAACAAUCGAGAAGUUUUUUGAAGAUAACUCAGUACCAUACAAAAACAAUUUGAUUGGAUUCGCGGCAGAUGGAGCAAGUGCUAUGUUUGGGAUUCAUCAUUCUGUAAAAACGUUUUUUAAAAGACAGACCAUGUUCAAAGAGUUUCAAUAUUUUGUUGAUACAAAGAAACAUAAGUUAUUAAAACCAUGCCAAACUAGAUGGUUUUCAUUACAUUCGACUAUAAAAAGAAUAUUGGAACAACUGGCACUAUUAAAAUUAUAUUUCCAAGCAGAAUAUUUAAUUGACCAAAAGGCUAAAAGUAUUUUUGAAGGAUUAAAGAAUCCUCAUUUUGAGUUAUAUUUAAACUUUUUGGAUUAUAGUUUACCGAUUUUAAAUUCAUUUAAUUUAUCAUUCCGAAGUGAAAAACCACAAAUUCAUUUAUUAUACUCAAAAAUGUCCAUGGCAUAUAAAACAAUUUUAGAGUUUUAUAUUAAACCAGAGUAUUUAAAUAACACGGAUGUAGAUAAAAUACAGUAUCGAAACCUUACCUAUUUUUUGGAAAAAGAAAAUAUUUAUUUAGGGGGAAAAUGGAAAAUGGAAAAUGGCUUAUAUGUCUAA
Molecule: messenger RNA, 699 nt
Organism: Myzus persicae (green peach aphid)
Lineage: Eukaryota; Metazoa; Arthropoda; Insecta; Hemiptera; Aphididae
Exons: 2
Coding region: 1-699 (232 amino acids)
Source: RefSeq, a predicted model, not a curated record